Molecule: messenger RNA, 2805 nt
Organism: Dromiciops gliroides (monito del monte)
Lineage: Eukaryota; Metazoa; Chordata; Mammalia; Microbiotheria; Microbiotheriidae
Gene: SLC16A8
Product: solute carrier family 16 member 8
Exons: 4
Coding region: 1-1551 (516 amino acids)
Biological process (GO): transmembrane transport; monocarboxylic acid transport
Cellular component (GO): membrane
Molecular function (GO): monocarboxylic acid transmembrane transporter activity
Source: RefSeq, a predicted model, not a curated record
AUGGGGGCCGGUGGUCCCUCUGGCCGGCCUGGGCCGGCCCCUGAUGGCGGCUGGGGCUGGGCUGUGCUGCUUGGCUGCUUCGUGGUAACGGGCUUCUCCUACGCCUUCCCUAAGGCAGUCAGCGUGUACUUCAAGGCUCUCAUGAAGGACUUCCGCGUGGGCUACAGCGACACGGCCUGGAUUUCUUCCAUCAUGCUGGCCAUGCUCUAUGGCACAGGGCCCGUGUCUAGCAUCCUGGUAAAUCAGUUUGGCUGCCGCCCUGUGAUGCUGGCAGGGGGCCUGUUGGCUUCCUCUGGGAUGAUCCUGGCCUCCUUCACCACCAGUCUUGUGCAGCUGUAUCUCACAGCCGGCGUGCUCACAGGUCUGGGCAUGGCCCUCAACUUCCAACCUUCACUCAUCAUGUUGGGCUUGUACUUUGACCGCCGGCGGCCCCUGGCCAAUGGACUGGCGGCAGCGGGCAGCCCCGUCUUCCUGUCUGCCCUGUCUCCUCUGGGCCAGAUCCUGCUGGAACACUUUGGCUGGCGGGGGGGCUUCCUGCUCAUGGGGGGGCUACUUCUCAACUGCUGCACCUGCGGAGCCGUCAUGAGGCCCCUGGCCGGGGGUCCGGGAGCCGGGGGCGGGGCCGGGCCCGAGGAGGAGGCCAGGGAGAUGCUGCCUCUGGAGCAGGGAAAGAAGAAGCCAGCGGGGAGCCCCGGGGGGCAGCAGCGGCGCCGGCGCCGCAAGAAGCGGCUCCUGGACUUUUCCGUCUUCAAGGACCGGGGCUUCGUGGUGUAUGCCAUCGCCAAGUUCAUCCUGGUGUUGGGGCUCUUUGUGCCAACCAUCAUGCUGGUCAACUACGCCAAGGACUCGGGAGUGCCCGACGCCGACGCCGCUUUCCUCCUGUCAGUGAUCGGCUUCGUGGACAUCGUGGCCCGGCCGGCCUGUGGGGCCCUGGCUGGGCUCAGCAGGGUCCGGCCCCACGUGACCUAUCUCUUCAGCCUGGCCAUGCUGGCCAACGGGCUAACCGACGUCUGCAGUGCCCGGGCCCGCACCUAUGGCGCCUUGGUGGGCUUCUGCGUAGCCUUUGGCCUUUCUUACGGCAUGGUGGGCGCCCUGCAGUUCGAGGUGCUCAUGUCCACGGUGGGCGCCCAGCGAUUCCCCAGCGCCAUCGGCCUCGUGCUGCUGGUGGAAGCUGUGGCUGUGCUCAUAGGACCCCCCUCAGCCGGCCGCCUGGUGGACGCCCUCAAGAACUACGAAAUUAUCUUCUAUCUGGCUGGUUCUGAGGUGCUCCUGUCUGCUCUGUUCCUCUCGACGGCCACCUACUGCUGUCUGAGGAAGUCUCAAGACCCAGAACAAGCCCCAGAUCCUCCCCCUGGGGCCAAGGACACCGAAGAGACUGAGUAUGAUGGUGACCCUGGCCCCAAUGCUGCCGUUACUGCUGCUGCCCAGCACUCUGAGAACCACGUGGCCCCUGAAGUGGAGCAGGCUGAGGAAGAGGAAGAGGAGGGGGAGGAAGAGAGGAAACCUGUACUGGGAGGCUCUGCAGAGACUCUUGGCAAAGGUGGAUUCUAGCCUCCAUGGUGCAGAGGACAGAGGCUUUGGGAGGGCAGGGAGGGAUGCUUCAGCCAUGGGCUCUCUCUCUCUCUCUCUUUCUCUCUCAUCUUCCCAAGGGCAACCUCAAAGCCUACCUUCUCCUGGGCCUUGCCCCGCUGUGGGCAGAGCAGUGUCAGAGCAGCCCUGCCCAUCAUCAUCCUCCACUCUUGAGGUGGGAGGGGCCUGCCUCUUGAGGGCCGAGUAUCCUCCACGGUGACUAUUUUUGCUGCUCUUUGGAUUCUAGUCAUCUUUGCCAAUGCUCCGAGGGUCCCCUGUCCCUGCCAUUCCGAGAGCCUCUUGAUUUAUGCUUUCUAGCCAGAGCCCCCCCAAAUACCAAUCGGACACUGGUACUAGAAAGACGAACUUGUUCUGGGUGAGUGUUUCCAGGCCUAGCUUAUUGCACAUCCAUGAUGCCCAUCCCAGAUAUCAAUACAUACUGAUGGGCUAACUUAAUGGGCUGCCCAUUCAACUACAAGCCAUAAUUUGGAAUGCAGUUUUCAUCCACUUGGCCCUUCCCACAUGGAUUGCUAGGUUGGUAGAGCUAUAAAAGAUCAGGGGUUGGGGAUGUCCCCUAUUAAUGACAGAAUCAGGGGGGCAUGAGGACAUAUUGUCUAGGGCUACCCUACUCCUCUGCCCACCAAUAAAUCCUAAGCAGCACCUUCUUAGGUCUAGAAGUAGGGUAGCCCUUACUUAGGCUGUUUGCUUAGCCUUAAUGCCCUCCACAGCAGACUGAAAGGGUGUGUGUGUGUGUGGGGGGGGAAGAUAAUCAUUUUCAUUCCAUCCUUCACCUCAUGGUAGAACAUUGAGAGCCAUGAGACCUGUAUUCCUCUCCUGGCCUGACACCAGUGUGAUCUUGGGCAAGAAGCCCUCUACCUCAGGCCUCAGAGGUGAAAGAAACUCCAGUUAAGCUGCUCCAACCCACGGCUGAACAAGAAUCCUCUAAAGGGGACAAAAGCCCUGCUCCACUGCUGCCUGAACCAGAUUAAAAUGGAAUUGGAAAAUAUUUAACAAAAUUAAUAAAAAUCAAUAGAACAUAACAUUAGUAUGGUCUUCUAAGUCAAUAGGCUGCCUGCAGGCAUCCUUAUGCAUGUGGUAGUGGCUGCUUCAACUGGAGUCUGACACCACUGGCCCAACAAAUGGCUGGUCGGCCUCUAGGGAUGGGGAUACAUGCUUGCCAAAAUGGUCGAUGUGUUCUUGGACAGCUCUUACUGGUGAGUUUGCUCUUACAUUAAG